AUGCUAACCUCUGGUGAUAAUUUAUCUAUGAACAACUACACUCAAGGAGGUAUUAAUGAUGUUAAUACUACCACCAUUAUUACUACUACUGAUGAUAUUAGUAGUCACAGUAGAAUACCUUUCGUUACAGGAGUUAACAGUCAUAAUAGUACAAUAUCCGAGACAAACACAACGACGAUGACGACAGCAAUAUCAGUUUCUGCAUUCGAUUCUAUAUGGCCACCCCAAUUGAAAUAUUCAAUGGGUCAAGAAGAAAGUAUACAGAUACAAGUAUCGAGCAGACAAGAAGAAAUAACAACAGUCCAUUUCUACAAUCAACCAAUUCUUCUUUAUCAGUAUCCUCCUCUUCCUCUUCUGCCUUUAUUAACAAUAAUACUGUUAAAAUUAUGA
This is a messenger RNA of Heterobilharzia americana, 390 nucleotides long. The record is from the annotation of a GenBank genome assembly. Lineage: Eukaryota; Metazoa; Platyhelminthes; Trematoda; Strigeidida; Schistosomatidae.